UCAGUGUGUCUCGGGCAUCGCUGUGGGUGUGUAACUAACACUGUCUCCAUUCCACAGAAUCAUCUACUCACAUUAAAACUGGCCAUGCCAGCCCAACACUGUAGCUAGUCAUCAUCAUCAUUCAUAUCGCCUACUUUGAACCACGGACUACUGGAAUAAUUCUGUUUGCUGGUCGUUUAUCGUCUGGUUUGACCUGCUUAUCCACUAAAGUCCUGAACAGGAUUUGCGGUCCGUCAAUGAGGAACUACAGGCUCAUCUUCUGCCACAACCUAAAGCAGCCAUAGAUGAACAAUUCGUUUACUACUAGUGAGUGGAGCAGGAGAUAAAGUGAACUUCUGGGCAUUUCUACAACAAGACGGACUGAAGCAGCUAGGCUGUGGAGGCGAUGAGGAAGAGCCUCAAUACUUCCCUCAGCGACUCCCUUGGCACGGCCAGAGUGUUCGGGAUCCCCCUGGAGGAGGUGCAGCACAGCGGGCAGCCAGGACAUGAGGUCCCCCUGCUGGUCAGGAGCAUCGUCGAGUACAUUGAAGAGCACGGAGGGCUGCACCUGGGUCUGUUUCUAGUGAACGGGAACGCAGAACGCGUGGAAUGGCUCAGGCAGCGCUACGACAGCGGCGUUGAAGUCAACCUGGAGAAGGAGGCCGACCUGGCAUCCGCCGUCAGCCUGCUACGCCUCUUCCUGCAGGAGCUCCCCGAGCCCGUCAUCCCUGCAGGCUUACAGGCGCAAAUAAUGCAGCUCUAUCAAGACUACAGCAGUGAGGAAGAGCUGGGCAGAAACAUGAAGUACUUCCUUCAACAGCUGCCGCAGGUCAAUUACAGCUUGCUCCGCUUCCUCUGCCGAUUUCUGUCCGGUGUGGCAUCUCUUCAGGAGGAGAGCUGGAGCAUAGGAGCUCUCACUGCCGUCUUCGGGCCAGACAUUUUCCAUUUAGACACAGAUGCGGAGGAUCUGAGAGAGCAGGAGUCGGUCAGCCGUAUUCUGGCAGAACUGCUGGAGAACCAGGAGGAGUUCUUCGACUCGGAGGACGACGACAUUUCCACCACCAAUGACUACAGCUCCAUUAAUGACCAGAUCACCGAGCUCCUGGAGGAAGAGAAGUUGGAGGCUUGUGAGGAGCUCCCACGGGACGGGGAGGACGGUCCCUCCUCCCUGUCCCCUAAUCAUGCCCAUGUCGCCCCCUCCUCCAGUUCACACAUUUCUUCCAUCAGCAUUCUUCCAGGAUCUGCCGCUAUAAUCAAGAGGAGCAUCUGUGCUGCAGUGGAGCAGCACUUGUUGGACUUACAGACGUCUAUUGAUAAGAAGCUCGGCAGCUAUGAGAGUCAAGUGUUGGACUCCCAGCCCUUUCAGGGAAAUAGCCCUACUCAGAAGACAGCAGGGCCUGAGGAGCGUGAAGAUGUGCAGUCUGAAUCUGAAGCAGAGACUGAGACUCUUCCGGAGGUUACCGAGGAGGGCCUGCCGUCAGAGAAUAGCGAGGAAUCUCAAGGCUCUCAGCUCAGCAGCCCUGUCACGGAAGAAAGUUCUGGGAUGGACCUCGACACGGAGACUCUCACAGACGCUGAGAAUCUCAGCACAGAAAGACUGGAGAAGUACCCAGACUAUGAGCAGAUGGACCAGGCUGAUGUUAUCACCCGUGAGCCCGGAGACUGUGACCUGAACGCUAAUAAUAAUGAGUCCACAGAGCCAGACAGCGGCCCUCAGUCUUUGACCAGAAGCAUUCUCUCAGACAGUGAACAAGAAGCAUCAUGCCCCAUCAGUUUCCCACCCAUUGACUUCACAUGUAUGCAUCUGCAGAGAGAAGGGAGCGACCCUGUGCCGGUGUUCUUGCCAUGGCAAGAGGAGACCGAGUCAGGGGAGGCCCAGCUGUCGCCGCUGGCGGGCCGCAUGAUACCCCUGCCGCUAGAAGACGAUACUCAGCCACUUCUGGCCCGACGCUUCCUGGACUUUGGCCACAGUCAGCGGUUCUUGCAGCAGGACCACGAUGCUACAUCCUCCACCAAAGCGUUGCCCUGUGGGAGGCCUCGCCGUGCUUCACUCACUUCCAAAGACACUCUGAAGGGAGACAACGUCUCCCACCAGCUCACCAAGAAACUCCAGAACCUCAAGAAGAAGAUCAAGCAGUUUGAGGAGCAGUUUGAAAAAGAGAAAAACUACAAGCCGUCUCACGCUGAAAAGGCAGCUGAUCCAAAGGUGCUGAAGUGGAUGACGGAUCUGACCAAAAUCCGCAAGCAGCUCAAAGGACGACAGCACCUCUUACCCAAAGGUUCCCUGAGGCACCAGGCCGUGCUUCAGUCAUACAGACGCCACUCGUCCUCUUCCUCCGUCCCGAACACACCCCAUUUUACACUGUCACGCCCCCUCAAUGCCUCUAGACAGGCGCCCCACUUCUAUGCCAAACACAAGGCUGAGAGUGAGGUGACUCCGCAGACGCGUCCACGCAGUAACACUCUGCCCAAGAGCUUUGGAUCCACACUGGAUCAGUCGGCUCACGAGGACCCGAUGGAGAGUGAGGCACAGGGUCACCAGCCCACAAGAGAAGAGACGCUGGAGCACAUUCAGCACUGCAUCCAAACCAAAAGAGCAGAGGACGGCUGGCCGGAGGACGUCAAAAAAAUGACCAAGGAGCAGCUUGCCAGUGAGAAAACAGUACUGCAGAAGAACCUUCUGUACUAUGAGGGACUUCAUGGACGCCCAGUGACCCGAGAGGAGCGCUUGAUUGUGAAACCCUUGUAUGACAGAUAUCGGCUGGUCAAGCAGAUGCUCACCCGUGUCAGCAUCACCCCUAUCAUAGCUUCUCCCUCCAGCAAACGACGCAGUCAGAUGCUGCAACCCAUCAUCGAGGGCGAAACUGCCCACUUCUGUGGUGAGAUCGAAGAAGAGGAGGAGGAGGAGGGCAGGGGCCAGCAGGAAAACGUAGAGAUGCAGACUAGCGAGGGCUCAGAAAUCAUCAUGGACCCAGUAGCCCAGCCCACUCAGGAGAACAUCCUCAGCUCUGGGAAGCUCAAUCUCGAUCUGCGUCUGUCCAGUUCCAACGCCGCCUCAAUGCCCGAGCUCCUGGAGCAGCUGUGGAAGGCCAGAGCAGAGAAGAAGAAACUGAGGAGGACCAUCAGAGAGUUUGAAGAUGAGUUCUACCAACAGAAUGGCAGGAAUGCUCAGAAGGAAGACCGCGUGCCUAUGAUGGACGAAUACAAGGAGUACAAGCGCAUUAAAGCCAAACUGCGGCUUCUGGAGGUCCUCAUCAGCAAGCAGGAUUCAUCCAAGUCCAUCUAAAUCGUCCUGUUUGCAUCAGACAUUGCCUGCGCCAUCAACGUCCCCCGCCGUCCCUCCUGGAGAAGAAAAAGAAACGCACGUACUCCCAUCAUCGAAAAAAAUCACCUACAGGAAGAACGAAGUUUCCUCGAGUUUGAUAUUCAGACUUUUGUCUUUCUUUUCCACGUUGACAAGCUUUCUCAUACUGAGAAUCAUGCUGCGUUGAGUAUCGCAUCAGUUCUACAUAUGUGUGUGUGUGUGUGUAUAUAUAUAUAUGGACAUCAAGCACUGAACUCUUCCUCAGACCACACGGAUGGUCAUCAUAUUUCAACACCCACAUCAUACUCCUCCUCUCACUAAUUCAAAGGGGGCUGUGGGUUCUGAGUAUGUAUACUUGUACAGAUCUAUACUAUUCUGUAUGUAGGCUGAAAUAUUUCAAUGUUGUUCUCGAUUGAGACGCAUCAGUGAAUUAUCGAGUGCGAUUUUUCAGUUACAAAUCAGAGGACUCUUGUAUCAAGCUGGUGCUCUUUUUGUGUUUUGUAAUGAGUCUUGGAUCAUCUGAUCGGACUGACAAAAGCUACUCCAGCUGGACUGUCACAAACUCUUCCUGGUUCAUAUGUAAAUAUCAUCGGUAAUAUGCAUCUGACUAACGGACGAUGUAACGAAAGUGAAGAUGUAUGCCAAACUGACAUGUUAGAUCGCAGUGGUACACAGUAGAUCGUUUCUGAUGCAUAGAUGGAGUUUGUUUGUUGUUGUUUUUUUAUGUAUGUAAAUGUGUCCUUAUUGGUUUUUCUCACCUCUAGACUCUUGGUUUGCCAGCGUGCACACAUUCAACAUUCAACUUCGGUCUGAAAGCAUCCGCUCAUGACCAAUAAUGCUAUUAGUUGGAAGAACCUGAUAUUUAGAUGAACAUGCUGUGACGUACAUGCUGUCAUAAUCAUGUGUCAGGAUGAGGUUUCCUGCACUAUCAAUAUCAUCUGAUCUGCCAUGGUCACUUUUCAGCUGCCAGCUCAUAUCGUAACAGAAUCAGCUUUAACCUGCUGAUAAUACGACUGAUAAUAAAGUCUUAUCGAAGAGGUAGUGAAGACAGGAUGUGAGGAUGGAGAGGUCAGAUGAGAGGAACUACUGGUCAUGUUUUUGAUAUUGUCAAAUGCACAGAAGGGAUGUGUUCGUGACCGAUGAAGGAGGUGAUGGAGAUUAUUUGCACAGCAUUCUGGGAAUGCGGUAUGUUUCGUUUGUUCCAGUUGUUUCUCGUUUAUUCAAACACUACUUGCACGCGACGGCUGCGAGUGCGGGUUGUAAUCGGACGUGUUCUGGCCCAUCUAUCACUGUGUGGUGUCGUCCUUUUUUAUGACCAUUAUUUUGUACUCUGGUUUUUUAUCGUCUCACUUUCCGCAGUUCAUCUUAACGGCGUGAUUUCCUCUGUGUUAGUGAAGCCCCUGCUUCAUCCUGUUUUGUAUAAGCUUGUCAGUAGUAGGUUUGCAUGGCAGAAAUUUGUAUUUCUAUUUUUGUGCCAUGAAAAUGAAGCAAUAAAUUAGCAUCGGGGCCUGUAUCAGUGGAAUGAGAGCCCCCUGUAUCCAGUAAGUGUAUUUUCAUUAAACAGCUUGUGAGUAUUAUUA
Cyprinus carpio (common carp) is the source of this 4863-nucleotide messenger RNA. RefSeq names its product protein FAM13B-like. Gene Ontology annotation, biological process: signal transduction. The record is from RefSeq and is a predicted model, not a curated record. Lineage: Eukaryota; Metazoa; Chordata; Actinopteri; Cypriniformes; Cyprinidae.